AUGCAUUUCCCAGCACCCCGAACGAAGGCAUCCUCAGCAUCCUCAACCCAACCCACGCUCCCACACGUCCUCUCCCUUUCACCACCCCCACAGUCCCUCUUCUGGCCGGUGCGUGCGGUCGACCCCGUCUCUUCCCUCUUCUGGUCGGUGCGUGCGGUCGACCCUGUCUCUGUGCGCUGCCUGCUCGCUAGCUCACUCUCCCCUCACCUCCUCUCUUCUUCUUGGCGUGUUGCUCACUCUCCGCUCACCUCGCUAGCUCGCUGUCUCUGUGCGCCACACAGCCCAUCCACUCCCUCCACUCUCACCCCAAUUUCUACCCUCUCCUACACACUCCCCCCUCCCCCUCCCCUCAUUUUCAACCCACGCAGUCCCUCUUCUGGUCUUCUCUCGUCUGGUCCAUGCGAGUGGUCGACCCCGUCUCUGAGCGCCACACAGCCCAUCCACUCCCUCCACUCUCACCCCAAUCUCCACCCUCUCCUACACACUUUACAACCGUAUGUUCAGACAUUCCUGGUGCUCGCUGGAAUGUCUGAACAUACGCUCACCCCAAUCUCCACCCUCAAUGUGUAUGAGAGUGGUCGACCCCGUCUCUGUUCAUCGCCCAUCCACUCCCUCCACUCUCUCCUGCUCCCACCUCCUGAACCUCACAAUCCCACCCCUUUCCCCCCUCCCUUUCACCACCCCCCACAGUCUCUCUUCUCGUCCGUGAGAGUGGUCGACCCCGUCUCUGCGCGCCGCCCGCCAGCUCGUGCCGCCCAACCUCUGCCGCCCGACUUUCUGAUUCUCAGGCUGUGGCAGCAGGUCGACGUCCCACUCAUUGUCUACGUUCAUCCUCUCUCCCUCUUCUGGCGCUCCUGCCGCCACCUCAUCUCCCACCACCGCCCCUUCACUGCUGCCCCCCUGUCCCUGUACACUUUCCCCCUGCCUGCCCGUUUCCUGCCUGCCCCAUUUCUCCCUGUCUCCUUCCGUCCCCCAACCAACAGGUCGACAUCCCACUCAUUGCCUACGUGCAUCCACUCUCCCUCUUCUGGCGCUCCUGCCGCCACCUCAUCUCCCACCACCGCCCCUUCACUUCUGUCCUUCUCUCCUCUGUCCCCCUUCUCCCUACAGGUCGACAUACCUCUCAUUGCCUACGUGCAUCCCCUCUCCCUCGUCUGGCGCUCCUGCCUCCACCUCUGCUCAUCUCCCACCGAAUCCCCCUGUCUCCCUUGCACCCUUUCCCACCCCACCCAUCAGACCAACAUUCCACUCAUUGCCUACGUGCAUCCUCUCUCCCUCUUCUGGCGAUCGCGCCCUCUCCACUGCCCCAUUUCUCCCUGUCUCCUUCCGUCCCCCAACCAACAGGUCGACAUCCCACUCAUUGUCUACGUGCAUCUCCUUUCCGUCUUCUGGCGCUCCUGCCGCCACCUCAUCUCCCACCACCGCCCCUUCACUUCUGUCCUUCUCUCCUCUGUCCCCCUUCUCCCACAGGUCGACAUCCCAAUCAUUGCCUACGUUCAUCCCCUCUCCCUCUUCUGGCGCUCCUGCCUGCAACUCUUCUCCCACCACCGCCCCUUCACCGACAUUCCACUCAUCGCCUACGUGCAUCCCCUCUCCCUCUUCUGGCGAUCCUGCCUGCAACUCUUCUCUCACCAUCGCCCAUUUGCCGCCGCCCCUCUCUCCCUGCCGCCUGACCGUUUCUCCACCGCCACGCUCCUCCUCGCUCCCUCAGAGAACCUCUAUCAGGCCUUCAUGACUCGUCUAUCAUCGCCUCUCUUUCCGACCGACUCCGCAAAUCCUUUCCUCAACGCCGCGUACUCUUCCUGGUUCAUAUUCCCCUUCCUUUUCCCCCUAUCCCCUUCACCCCAUCACCAUCGCAGGCCUUCAUGA
Molecule: messenger RNA, 1869 nt
Organism: Closterium sp. Naga37s-1
Lineage: Eukaryota; Viridiplantae; Streptophyta; Zygnematophyceae; Desmidiales; Closteriaceae
Source: the annotation of a GenBank genome assembly